Molecule: messenger RNA, 519 nt
Organism: Striga asiatica
Lineage: Eukaryota; Viridiplantae; Streptophyta; Magnoliopsida; Lamiales; Orobanchaceae
Source: the annotation of a GenBank genome assembly
AUGAAGAUUUUCGUGAAGACUCUCAAGGGUAUCACCUUCGACGCCGAAGUAAAACUCGAGGAUACGGAUUUAGUGAAAUAUUUCCCUCGAUUGAUAUGGCUUUUUAGUUCCAAUCAUUGUUUUGUUUGGCAAGUUGCAGAUGUGAAGAAAACCAUAGAGGGAACCACAGAGAGUAAAGAGGGAGCAGAUAAAUAUCCGGCCGCACAGCAAAUGCUUAUCUACCAAGGGAAAGUUCUGAAAGAUGACAGUACACUGGAAGAAAAUAAAGUUGCUGAAGGCAGUUUUGUUGUUGUUAUGCUGAGCAAGAACAAAGGACCUACAGGUGAAGGCUCAACAACGGCAAACGCACCUAAGAUAUAUGAGAAAUUGGCUCACCUUGUUGAAGUUAAAAGUUCUUUUGAUUUUGCCCUGAGAUGGAAAUACAUUUCCUUUUUAUGGAAACAGAUAUUUUCUGGCAUGCAUAGUAAUGUGAACCAUUGUAUGCUUCAGACGUUCUGUUUCUUUGUUUUCUCAUUGUGA